GUGCACGGCAGACACCGAGAGUCGCAUUCAUUCGUGGGAGGAAAGCCUUGAGCGGGGGGUGCACACGGUGGAUUGGAUGCAAAACUAAAGUUAGCGGAGAAGCGCGCAGAGAAACAAGAAAGAACCGAUAAAGAGGACCCCUCCCAUCCAGCCAGUGAGAUGAGUCUAAGCACCAGCGAGAUGGAGGACCUGUGGGAGUCCUUGGGCUACCUUAACUUCUCCGACUCCUUCGCCAACAUUUCCAGCGUGGACGCCACGGUCUGCGCCACGGCCUUCAACCGCCACGCCCUGCUCCACUCCAUGUGCGUCCUCUACACCUUCAUCUUCGUGGUGGGCCUGGCGGCCAACGCUCUGGUGCUGUGGGUGAACGUGCGGGCGCGGGGCGGCGACUCCGCCCCCCGCCACGAGACCCACACGUACAUCGCCCACCUGGCCGCCGCCGACCUGUGCGUGUGCGCCACGCUGCCCGUGUGGGUGAGCUCGCUGAUCCAGCACGGCCACUGGCCCCUGGGGGAGGUGGCGUGCAAACUCACGCACCUUCUCUUCUCCGUCAACCUCUUCGGGAGCAUCUUCUUCUUGGCUUGCAUGAGCGUGGACCGCUACCUGAGUGUGUCGCGGCACCGGGAGAACCAGGGCGGCAAGCGCAGGAAGAUGAUGCGGCGGGCGGUGUGUGUAGGGGUGUGGCUUCUGGCUCUGGCGGCUUCUUUGCCGGACACCUACUUCCUGCGUACAGUGAAGGCCUCACACGGGGACAGCGUGCUCUGCAGGCCCGUGUACCCGGACGACAACCCCCGGGAGUGGAUGGUCGGCGUCCAGCUGAGCUUCAUCCUCCUGGGCUUCGUCCUGCCCUUCCCUGUGAUCGCCAUUUUCUACGUCCUGCUGGCCGGCGCCUUCGCCCGCGCGCCCUCAUCCUCGCCGUCCUCCACCGUGGAGCAGGAGCGCCGCGUGAGCCGCAGGGUGAUCCUGGCCUACAUCGUGGUUUUCCUGGGAUGCUGGGGGCCGUACCACGCCGUGCUCCUGGCCGACUCUCUCUCCCAGCUGGGCGUCCUGCCGCUGACCUGCGGCCUGGAGAACUUCCUGUACGUGGCCAUGCACCUCACCCAGUGCCUGUCCCUGCUGCACUGCUGCUUCAACCCCAUCCUCUAUAACUUCAUUAACCGGAACUACCGCUACGACCUCAUGAAGGCCUUCAUCUUUAAAUACUCCACGCGGACCGGCCUGGCGCGCCUCAUCGACGCGUCCAACGCCUCCGAUGCGGAGUACUCCGCCGUGGCCGCGGACAACCCGCCGCAGCUUUGAGGACCGGUUGAAAUCCUCUCGAUCCGAUCCUCGGUUUUUACCGGGACUCGUCAGAUUUUGACAUGAAAUGACUUUUACAGACAAUCUGUUGCAAUUAAAUGGACGGACACACAUCAAAUUGAUGGACUGAUUGUAAAAAAAAAAAAAAAAAAAAAAAAAAAAUAA
Molecule: messenger RNA, 1464 nt
Organism: Nerophis ophidion (straightnose pipefish)
Lineage: Eukaryota; Metazoa; Chordata; Actinopteri; Syngnathiformes; Syngnathidae
Gene: ackr3a
Product: atypical chemokine receptor 3a
Exons: 2
Coding region: 160-1299 (379 amino acids)
Biological process (GO): chemotaxis; vasculogenesis; G protein-coupled receptor signaling pathway
Cellular component (GO): membrane
Molecular function (GO): coreceptor activity; chemokine binding; G protein-coupled receptor activity
Source: RefSeq, a predicted model, not a curated record